Molecule: messenger RNA, 1053 nt
Organism: Ixodes scapularis (black-legged tick)
Lineage: Eukaryota; Metazoa; Arthropoda; Arachnida; Ixodida; Ixodidae
Product: juvenile hormone acid O-methyltransferase
Exons: 3
Coding region: 1-1008 (335 amino acids)
Source: RefSeq, a predicted model, not a curated record
AUGUGGGCGGAUGCGCCGGCGCGCAUGUGCGUCAAGCCGUGUGCGUGCAUAAAUGAACUUGCGCGACAAAACGCCACGUAUUACAAACCGGCCGAUUCAGCUGAUCGUCUGCGACUCGUCAAGAUGACUGCGCUGACGCCCGUUACCACGCUUCGUUCACUCAACGGCGAGACGGCCGCCGCCACCAUCGAUCCAGAGGUCUACAUAACCACAAAUGGCAGGGAGCGGCAGCACAAUCUAAAGGUUCUGAACUUACUACAAGCCUCGUUUACGAAUGAGACCAAGGAUCAACAGUUCCUCGAUCUGGGUUGCGGCACUGGAGACUUCACGCGCGACCACCUCCUUCCACGCUGCCCAGACGUCGAACGAAUCGUAGCCGUCGACGUUUCACAGGACAUGCUGGAGUAUGCUAAGGAGCAUUUCGCCCACUCCAAGAUCUGCUAUGAUGUCCUGGACAUUUCGGGGAACGGUGUCGCCGACUUUGUUCAGCGAUACGGUCAGUUUGAUCGUGUCUAUUCGUUCUUCUGUCUAAACUGGCUUGUGGAUCAAGAAAAAGGGUUUGACAACAUUGCCGAAUUGAUGAAACCUGGCGGAGGAUGUCUGCUUUUCUUCGCUGCUUCCAGUAACGAUAUGCGCCUGAGAAGCAGACUCGCAACGAUAACUAACUGGCAGAAAUACAGAAAGGCGUUGGAAAAUACCAUUCCCCCGAGCGCAAAUCUCAAGGAUCGAGACGCCCUUCUGGUGUACAUGAGGAACCUUCUGAAGAAGACUUGUCUAACUGUGACCACGUGCGAAGUGUUGGAAGUGGCGUGCACCUUCUCCUGCGUUGAGGAAUUGACAGAUAGACUGAUGGAAAUGUGCUACCUUUCCACCCUGGUAACGGAUGAAGAGAAGCCCCUCCUCCUCGAGCACGUUGCCCAGUACGCGGCCGAGUCGUGGAGUGGAGAAGGGACCAGUCGCCCGCACUUAAGCUGCAAAAUGUUUCUAGUGCGCGCCGACAAACCUUAACGCUAAGCGGUGUGUCCGAUACUGCCACGGACGUGAUGCAACGCA